CACACUUAAAGCAGAAGCAUCAGCUCAAAGGCCUCCUAGGAGAAAACCUGAGAACUCAUCAGCUCCUUCAAAAGAAGGUCUAUACCCACCUAAGUGCCCAAAUCUCCUUACGUGAACAUGGCUGAGCAUCAGAACAAUGCUCUGAGGAUCGUUCUGGUCGGGAAAACCGGAAGUGGGAAAAGUGCUACAGGAAACACCAUCCUUGGGACACAAAAAUUUCUUUCUCGAGUUUGUGCCCAAGCUAUUACCAAGACCUGCCAAAAAGAAACCAGAAAAUGGAACGGGAGAGACCUUGUUGUCGUUGACACUCCAGGACUCUUUGACACCAAGGAGAAGCUACAAACUACGUGCGCAGAAAUCAGCCGCUGUGUCAUCGCCUCCUGCCCAGGGCCUCAUGCCAUCAUCAUGGUUAUACAGCUGGGCCGCUACACGGAGGAAGAGCAGAAAACCAUUGCCUUGAUCAAGGCUGUCUUUGGGAAGCCAGCCUUGAAGCACAUGAUGGUCUUAUUCACUCGUAAAGAUGAGCUGGAUGACAGUAACUUAAAUGACUUCCUGGUAGAUGCAGACGUGAACCUAAAAAGCAUCAUCAGGGAGUGUGGGGGCCGCUGCUUUGCCAUUAACAACAAAGCAGGGCAGGCUGAGAAGGAAGUUCAAGUGCAGGAGCUGGUGGAGCUGAUAGAGAAAAUGGUGCAGGACAACCAAGGAGCUUACUUUUCUGAUGACAUCUACAAGGACAUAGAGGAGAGGUUGAAGCAUCGGGCAGAACUUUUGAUACAAAUUUACACUGAAGAAUUAAAUAAUGAAAUCAAACUAAUAAAAGAGAGCAAUAAAUCAGAGCAAGGAAAAGAGAAAGAUACAGAAACUGUGAGGAUGAAAUAUGAUGAAAAAAUUAAAAAUGUAAGGGAAGAAGUUGAAGGUUUUGUGUUUGAAUAUGUCUUAAAUAGGAUUAUGAAAAUAAUUUCAAACAUAUGGCAGAUGUUUUGGAAGUAA
Molecule: messenger RNA, 990 nt
Organism: Heterocephalus glaber (naked mole-rat)
Lineage: Eukaryota; Metazoa; Chordata; Mammalia; Rodentia; Bathyergidae
Source: RefSeq, a predicted model, not a curated record